Molecule: messenger RNA, 978 nt
Organism: Cyphellophora europaea CBS 101466
Lineage: Eukaryota; Fungi; Ascomycota; Eurotiomycetes; Chaetothyriales; Cyphellophoraceae
Exons: 5
Coding region: 1-978 (325 amino acids)
Biological process (GO): amino acid transmembrane export from vacuole
Source: RefSeq, a predicted model, not a curated record
AUGUCCGUCUUUGGAAUGGUUGCAAAUGGAGUUGGUGGAAUCGUGGUCUAUGUGGUCGUGAUUGUCUUAUCCGUGACCUUGUCUGGCACGGCAGCACAGUCUUCCGGUCUACUCGUCUCUACGAUAGUCGGUUUCAUCACUGUGGCUGGUGCGGCUGUCGCAUAUUACGGACUGCCUGCCAUUCCAUCGAGGCCUGCAUCGCAAUUGGAAGGCUGGAGCCGGCCACUAAUCGAAUUCUUCAUGCCGUUCAAAGACCUACUCACUCGCAAAAACAUGGCAGCCAUCCUCGUCUCGUAUACGAUCUACACGGACUCGACGUUCGCCGUCAGCUCCGUCAUUAGCCAGCUAUUCAUAGCUGAGGUUCGACCGAGCACAUUGGAGUUCUCACUCUAUUCCCUCGCUCAAAGCCUAUUCCUCAUGGGCUGUACCCUGGCUUUCCUCUGGAUACGCCCAUACUUUCGGAUGGGACUCGAGAUGUGGCUGCUUAUUGGAUACGCCCUGAUCCUUGUUAUUCCUGUGUGGGCAUGCAUAGGUUUUUCGAGUGCGAACUUCGGAUUCAAGAAUCGGUGGGAGUUCUACGUGCAACUGUUCAUCUUCCAGACGUCAGGCUCGCUUGUCAACGCUUCCUUUCGUGUGUUGUUCUCGGAGAUGAUACCGGUCGGUAGCGAGAUUCGGUGGUUCGGGAUGCAGCUGGUCCUGUCGUGCGCUACAGUCUGGGUGAACUAUGUUGCAAGCGGACCCCUGCAGAAUGUGACACACCAGCUCCGGUUCCCUCUCGUCAUCAGCCUCAUUUUCCUGGUCUUCGCACUGAGCGUCGAAAGCUGUCGAGUCACGCUUCCAACAUUCCAAGCCGAUUUGCGGAAAUGGCACGAUCUUGAUCACGGUACUGCUACCAGUGGUCGUAGGGAUGAAGAGAUCGACAAGAUUCCCGGGCGGCAUGACCAUGCUAUGACCGAGAAGUCCUUACAACAGCUGUAA